AUGACGCGACUCCUCGCGGUUUUGACAGCGCUUCUUCUUGGCGUCGUCUCGGCUGAGCUGCGCGUCGACUCACGCGCCAAGCCUGGUCACGCGCCCAGAUCGGGCAAUCGGGAUGAUGUUCAGGACUGUGAAGCGAUCAGCUGGGCAGAUCUUUGUGAACGUCAGUUGACUUCGGGUGAGUGCUUUCAGCUCCAGCCCGGCACAUCGCCUGCGAUGCGCUGCCAGCUGCGCGGACCCGCGUCAGCCCAUGCUCCGCUGCGACCGGCACAGCUGCGCGCGGCAGCACAGGGUGUAGUGACCACCUGUGGGACGCCAGGGGAGCUACGCAUCACCGGGCAGAUCCAGAUGAUUUCACUCCGCCUUGAAGCUGAGACCAUGCUCUUAGAAGAUGCUCAAGUGGAAGCGUGGCAUGAAGCUCCAGAUCUCUCCAUCGAAGCGGGCGGUGCAUUUCACAGCAAGGGGCCUUUGACCUUGACCAGAUCGACUCUAACAGUCAGAGGCACUGGAGCUAUGUGGGGGGGUGGCCUUGCAGCUGGAGAUUUGACUUUGGUUUCAUCAAGCCUUCGAGUGCUGAAUGCUGCAGCAGCAGAGUCUGGCGGGGGAUUCUACGGAGAGGGAGCUUUGAGACUACGUCAGCAUUCCAAAGUGUUCAUGCAGAACGUUUAUGCACUGAAGGGCCACGGUGGGGGCUUCUUUGUGGUUGGUGGUGCGAACAUUACUGAAAGUGGGCUGAUUCACAUUAAGAAUGCCAGAUCUGCCAGAGGCGGUGGUGGUUUCUUGGCCACGCAACGCCUCCAGUUGACAAGGCAUUCAACAGUCAGCAUCCAGCAUGCUACAGCUGCAGAGUUUGGUGGAGGUUUCAUUGCGUUGGACGACGUUGUGAUUGAUGGAAGGUCAAAUGUGACCGUUUCUGAUGCAGUAGCAGCUCAAGGCGGAGGUUUCCAAGUGGAGAAGCGUUUGCAGGUGACGAGGAACUCAACACUGAACCUUCAAAAUCUCCAAGCUGGCAGCGGAGGUGGAUUCAACGCCCUUGGAGAGGUUCAGAUAGGUGGAAGCUCGACAGUGAAGCUUUCCAAUUGCCAGGCAGUCUCUGGAGAUGGGGGAGGCUUUUCGGCAGCAAAGGAACUCAGAGUCUCCAGUGGCUCCACUCUCCUCAUUCUGAAUGCAACUGGAAAAUCUGGCGGGGGAUUCCACGCUGAUGGCAAGGUUGCCAUUAGCAACUCAACUCUCAGCAUUCAGCAUGCUGCAGCUGCAGGGUAUGGUGGAGGUUUCGUUGCACAGCACAAGCUUAUGAUUGCUGACAUGUCCAAUUUAAGCAUUUCUGAUGCAUUAGCGCAAAAGGGCGGGGGCUUUUAUGUAGUGGGUGGUCUACAGGUGACAAGCAAGUCAACACUCAACCUUCAAGAUGUGAAAGCUGGCAGAAAUGGAGGAGGGUUCCUUUCCCAUGGAGAGGUUGAGAUAGGUGGAAGCUCGACGGUGAAGAUUUCCAACAGCCAGGCAAUCUCUGAAGAUGGAGGAGGUUUUGCUGCGUCCAAAAGUGUGAACAUUUCCACUGGUUCCACCCUCAUCAUUCUGAAUGCAACAGCCGGACGUCACGGUGGAGGAGUCCUUUCCAAGGGUAGGGUGGCGAUGCACAGCUCUACCGUCAAUAUUCAGCAUGCUACAGCUGCAGGGUUUGGUGGAGGUUUCCUUGCAGUGGACGAGGUUGUGAUGGCUGAAAUGUCCGAUGUAAGCAUUUAUGAUGCAGUAGCAGCAGGACAAGGCGGAGGUUUCCUUUCCUUCGGAGAGGUUGAGAUAGGUGGAAAUUCGACAGUGAAGCUUUUCAGUUGCCAGGCAGUCUCUGGAGAUGGUGGAGGCUUUGUGACAGAAAAGGAACUCAGAGUUUCCAGUGGCUCCACUCUCCUCAUUCUGAAUGCAACAGCUGGAGGAAAGUUUGGUGGAGGAUUUUGCACUGGUCGCAAGGUUGUAAUCAGUAGCUCGACAGUCAGCAUUCAGCAUGCCGCAGCAAGAGGGUAUGGUGGAGGUUUGUAUUCUAAAGGCGGCAUGGCGCUUACCGAUGAAUCUACAGUUGCCAUGUCUGACACCCACGCAGGGCUAGACGGUGGUGGGUUCAUGGUUGGCAAUGGGCUGACUAUCCACAAUGCCUUAGUGUCAAUGGCCAACUCUACCGCCAAGCGGACAGGCACUGCAGGUCGGGUGGUUGGUAGGGUGCUUCUUUCAUCUCAGUCCAACUUUCAUAUCAAUCAUGCAGAAGGUGAUGGAAGAUCCAGCGUCCUAGUAGCAAGCUGCCUCCAACUACAUCCCGAGUCAAAUUUUGUCCUCGAAGGCAUCAUUGGUGGGCAUGGGUUGGACCUGCAAAACAGCGGCUGCUCCUCUCGUUGCAGAAACACCACCUUCCAAGUGGCAGAAAGUGCAGCCCUGAAUGCAACUGGUUUGUUGAGCUCGGGUCUGUUGUCAGUAAAAGCCUGCCCUUCCGAAGAAGUGCGCCUCUCAAGCAUUCAUUUGCAGUUUUGGAACAGCAGCUAUGUGGUGAUCGACCAUGUCGACAUCCACUAUCGGCCGCCAGUCGACAAUCUGCAGAUCCUAGAUGCUCAGGAGAACUUUAGUAUCGACUCCUUGGCCAUUUCAUGCCCGGACUGUCCGCAGGGAGUGACCUUCAAUGCAACAGAGGAUGGGACUUUGCGAGCUUUGAGUCCAGAGAAUCUUCAAUGUUUCAAAACCUUCACGGUGUCAAAUGGCUUGACGCCCCGCUGCGAUUGCGGAGACUAUCGGAUCACCAGCGAGCACUUCCGCAAUACAGAACUAGUGUCUCUAAAAGACGUUUUCCGGACGUGCAGCUUUUGCAACAGGCACUCUUACUUCCAGGAUGGCAUUUGUCGCCCUUGUGAGAUCUACAGAGCUUGGUCUGAUGGCAAACAUGACGUGUGUCAUUGGCUGCCACGUGAAAGGCCAGAGCGUGUCAUCCUGUUCACGGGUGCAGCAGUGUUGGUGAUCCUGAUCUUCAUCGUGUUCGAGAUCCUUCAGACUCCGUUGGUGAUUCUUGAUGCCAGGUCUGAUUUGGAAGACCCAACGGACAUGAAAGCCAAGAGGAUCUUCACCAUCUCAGUGCAGGGUCCUAUCACCAGCCUUCCCAAGAGCAUAUCACGACUGGUGUACCACAGAGUGCAUUAUCGUGCAAGGGGAACUGGUCUGCAGUGGCUGGAUUGUGAUCCACAAAAGUCCAAGUCCAAGGCAAUCAAGGUUUGCAGCGUGGCACCGAGGAAGCUUUUGCUUCAAAAUGCACACGUGCCAUUUGAUUGCGCUUCCUGCAGAGGGUCCCUGCAUGCCACCGAGACUUGUUACUUUUUCACGCUGCUUAUUGCCUUGGUGUUUUUGCUUGCAAUGCUGCCCACCAUUAUCAAGGUCACAGUCAUGUCCGGAAACCGCUUCGAACAUACAAUCGUCAGUGCUGUGCUCUAUCUUGCUCUUCCAAUGGUGGUUGUGGCUGUGGUGCUGCACUGGCCGGUGUCAUGGCUUAUUCAACGCCUGUACCGCAGAACGCCCUUCUCGGAAGCUUUGGAUGACUACCAGAAACAAAUCCACUGCAAGCCACAUCCAGGCCCAGAUGCAACCCAUCCUCGCAACCAGGGCCUGUUGGUCCUUACACUGCGCGGAUUGUGGAAGCACUUUGAGAGCUUCAUUUUGGACCGGAACAUGCACUUUGUGGUGGCCAAUAUUGUAAGGCCCCUGACACAGAGCAAAGGCGUGUCCUUCGUGACUCUUUGGGGUGGCAGGGAGGUGGACUACUUUGUGUCCCAUUCCUGGGGCACCAGCUUCGCUCACUUUGUGCACUCCAUCCGCUGCCAUGCCCUGUCCAAGGAAGGCCCUACAUUUUGGAUGGAUGCAGCCUAUUGGAUUUGUUCCUUUGCCAACAACCAGUGGAACAUCGCCGCCGAAUUGGCCGACGAUCCCAUGGAUAGCGCUUUUGCAAGGGCUUUGAGGGGUGGAAUUAAGGGAGUUGCCAUGGUUUUGGAUCGCGAUGUGCAACCGCUCACACGAGUUUGGUGCUUGUUCGAGUUCCUCCUGUCCAGUCGGGAGCAGCUGGAGCUGGUCUUCACUACGAACGUGGGAGUCGUUGGCGACGACAGAUGCAAGUCUUUCGACAUCGCCUUGGAAGUGGGCAAGAAGAUCCAGUGUCUACAGGUGGCAAAGUGUCAGGCAUCCAGUGAAGAAGACAAGAGAAAAAUCUUCGAGUACAUCAUCAACACCUUGGGCAGUUUGGAGAAAAUGGAUGACCAAAUCAGACAUUUGAUGGGAGAGAUGCUGGAGAAGAACUUGACUAAUGCAGGAAGCGCGGCUGAUAGCCUGCUCCGUAGGCUACGUCGAAAGUAA
Durusdinium trenchii is the source of this 4371-nucleotide messenger RNA. The record is from the annotation of a GenBank genome assembly. NCBI's taxonomy places the organism in Eukaryota, Dinophyceae, Suessiales, Symbiodiniaceae.